AUGGACAACCCAUUAGAGAGCAUUUGUUCUAACAUCGUUUUUCUUUCUUUAGGGAUGCAAAAAGUCAGCGGGAUGCAAGUUUAUACUGAGGUGGAAGCAUUUAACGGGACAGAUGUGAAACUGAGGUGCAUCUUCAGUUCCAGAUAUCCUGUCACGUUUGUGUCAGUGAUUUGGAAGUUCAAACCCCUGCACGGGAGACCUGAGACGGUGAUGUACUACAAGGUGAGGCCGUAUCCUCCGCCUGAAGGGCGUUUUAGAAACCAGGUUGUGUGGUCAGGGGAUGUCAUGAAAAAAGACGCCUCCAUCACCCUGCUGCAAGUGUCCCAGACUUUCAGUGGUACCUACACCUGCAUGGUGCGCAACCCGCCUGAUGUACAUGGAAGAGAUGGAGAGGUCGUCCUCAGAGUGGCCAACAAGACAACAAGUUUUAUUCCACAUGACUUGCACCUGGAUAUUAUUUGGAAAUGAAUGGUGCAGUGGUGUGAAGGAUGUUGAGUGAAAUUGUUUGAUUACUGAAAUGUUCAGGUCCAAGUAUUACUAUAAGACCUUUAGAACUAAAAACAAGGUGCGUUCCUGUUGUAAGUGGAGGAUCUACUUUUCCUCCUGUACAACAGUGACUGUAGGUCUGUCACUUUCACUUCUAAAUAAACAU
This is a messenger RNA of Trematomus bernacchii (emerald rockcod), 652 nucleotides long. RefSeq names its product myelin protein zero-like protein 2. Gene Ontology annotation, cellular component: membrane. Gene Ontology annotation, biological process: cell-cell adhesion. The transcript has 4 exons. Lineage: Eukaryota; Metazoa; Chordata; Actinopteri; Perciformes; Nototheniidae. Bases 1 to 468 code for a protein of 155 amino acids. The record is from RefSeq and is a predicted model, not a curated record.